Messenger RNA from Hydra vulgaris (swiftwater hydra), 3987 nucleotides. The record is from RefSeq and is a predicted model, not a curated record. NCBI's taxonomy places the organism in Eukaryota, Metazoa, Cnidaria, Hydrozoa, Anthoathecata, Hydridae.
AAAAUAAAUAAUCGAAGCUUUCAUGUAAACUAAAUCAAAGAUACUUACACGUAAACAUUUAUAAAAAUAUUUUUUUCAUUCAAACAUUUUAAAUACCCCCGUUGCCAUUAUUAGAGGACUUUAAGUGUGUUGUAGAUUUCAUUUAGCGAGUCAACGAAAAGAAUAUUAAAAGAAUUACAGCGAUAAUUCCGAUUUCUUUAUUAAUACCAUAAAUACAAUUGUUGUUGCAAACACAAAGCAUGAAUGGUAUGACGAGUAAAAAAUGCAGUACAUCCUGUGAUGUUUUUUUUUAAAAGUUAUAAAAAAAUGAACCAUUUAAAAAUUUUGAGUAUAAAGAAAGAAUACAAGUAUGCUUAAUGUUUAAAUUUGUUUUUAAAGAAAAACAUGGAUAAAAACGACACAAAAAGUAAUAAAAAUAACGAUCUAUUUGCACAAAACCGAAAAAGCUGGACUCCAAGAGCAUCAUCUGAAAAAAAGCAAAAUGGUUCUAACUUAAAAAUUGGAAAGGAUAAUGGAAGGGUAAAAGUAUAUGUCAGAAUUCGUCCUUUUUUAAAGGACGAAGGGAAGAACAAUGAGAUGGCUUUUGAGAUUUCGGAAAAUUCACAGUUAAAAGUUGCAGCAGAUGAAAGAGGUUUUCCUGAAAAAAACUACAACUUUGAUCACAUUUUUCAUCCUAACAAAACAAAUGAGGAGGUAUGCAAAGUACUCACAGAGCCUCUCAUGCAAGCUGCAACAAAUGGAUUUAAUGGCACGCUUAUGGCAUAUGGUCAAACUGGGUCAGGUAAAACUUAUUCGCUUAUGUCGGACACCGGAAUAACAAGAAGCUUGAUUGAUCGUUGUUUUGAGCAUAUACAAAAAGAUUUGAAGCAUUCUUAUAAGGUAAACGUGUCCUACUUACAAAUCUACCAAGAAAAAAUAUAUGAUCUUUUAAAUAAUCAUGGAAAAGGUGAACUAGCAAUACGAGAAAAUCCAAAAACCGGAGUUUAUGUUGAAAAUAUGACGGAAUAUGUUGCCAGAAGUCCCGCAGAAGUUAUAGAGUUAAUAGAUAGCGGGAAAAAAAGAUUAGUGUUUGCGGAAACCAAGAUGAACAGAACGUCUAGUAGAUCUCACGCAGUGCUGCAAAUGACAAUUGAAAGACAACUUAAUGAAGAUUUAAAAGAAAAAGAAAAUCCAAAAGAAAUAAUGACACCACUGCAACCUUGUGACUCAUCUUUUAGUUUGGAUCUGGAUUUACUUGGAAAAGGUGUCAUUAUAAAAGGAAAAAUACACAUAUGUGAUUUAGCAGGCAGUGAAAGGAUUAAACGCACCGGUGUAUCAGGGGAAAGAUUGAACGAGGCUCAACAUAUAAAUUCAUCGCUCUUGGAGUUAGGUAAUGUGAUUGCUGCAUUAGCUGAUGAAAGUGCAUCGCAUAUUCCUUUUCGAAAUUCUGUACUUACUCGAUUACUACAAGAAAGUUUGGGAGGAAAUUGUAAAACAAGUUUAGUGGUUUGCAUUUCACCUGCUUUUCAAGAUUUACAAGAAACAAAAUGCACUUUGAAUUUUGGACAACGUGCAAUGAAAGUUAAAAAUACUGCUUAUGUAAAUAUGGAAGUUGAUUUCAAAAGUCUUUCUGACCAACUUCUUAAAAAACUUGAAGCAAAAGACGAAGAAAUUGAUUUAAUUCGCCGGCAGUGUAAUGAAGAAAUACAACUUAAGUGUAGCCAUUUGCAAGAAGAAAUAUUAAGAACAAAACUAGAUCACCGUGAAGAAAUGAAACUACAUAAGAAAAAUUUUGAAGAUAAGACAACAGCAUUAAAUAAAGAAAUUACAGCAUUGGAGGAAAAACUAUCUUUAAAAAGAAAUGAAGUUGUAAGGUAUGAAGACUACAUAUUAAGCUUGAAUGAUCAAAUGGAAAAUGAAAAACGUUUGGUAAUAGCUGGAAUUGAUGUUGAUUCGAUACUAGAAGGCUUCCGUAUGCCACAACAUAUUGAAGUUUUUAAAAAAAAAGACAUUGGUGGUUUUUUUGAAAUUAUUCGAAUUUUAAUACAACAUAUCAAAGAGAUUGAAACGAUACUUUCUAGUCAACCCAGUAUAAUGGUUUCCACUCUAGAACGUCUGAAACGCAGUUUAAUUGCCGUUAAAAAUGAAAACAACCUUUUAACUGAAAAAAAAGGUAUAUUACUUCAGAAACUAUUUGAUGGAAAGGAAAAUUUAAACGGUUUACUCAAAAUCGUAUCUGCGUUUGAUGAAUCUUAUAGAGAGCUUCAUCAGUUGGUUUACAAAUAUUUUUUGAAAAGCUAUCUUCAGAAAAUUAUCGCAUUUGCUGAACAUUUUUCUUACCAAAUUGAAUACUCUAUUUUAUCAAAGUUCAACAAGAGUUUAUCAAACGAAAUUGCUCAAAUAAAAUCUAAUUCCACUUUAGAAAAUCAUUAUGAAUUAAAGGGAAAAAGUACAAAAGAUUCUUUUACUAAACAUAGAGACAAAACUAAUUUCACUAUGAGAGAUGUGGAAAUACAAACAAGCGAAUGCCCUAAAAGAACUACAAACAGUGUUGGUAUACAAGUCAGUAAAAAAGAUAUUAAAUCAGUAACUGCAAAUCCCUCAAGCUGUGAACCGUUUUCUGUUACAACAACUGAAAAUACAAGUUAUAAUAACGUUAGCACUUUAAAUGUAUUAGAGCCAGUUGCCUAUUUGUCACCUAAAAGAGUACUUACUACAACAGUGGAAAACCAAGAAAAAAUAGUCACAGAGAUUGCAACGGAAGAUAUACUAGAUAACCCACUGUCUAUAGAAGAUACAAAAUCUAUAUUUUUAAACUUUUCUUCCACACUUGAUAGAAUCGAGGGUCUUGUUCAGAGUGAUCGGAAAACAAAGUUGGAUUCUUUAAAAUCAAAGCUUAACAUGUAUUCGUCUAAACCGAACUCAGGUAAAACGUCUUUAUUAGGUUUUGGAGAAUCUUCAGUUACUGGCAAUAAUUCUAAAUCUUAUACUGAAUCAUUUAACUUAUACAUGAAAAAUCGCAAUUAUGAGGAUGAUAUGACAAAAAAUUACCGAGAAGAAACAAGUGGUGACUUAAGAAAACUCGUUUCAAUUGAAAUGGAAAGCAAAGCAUUGCAAAAUAACUGCAAAGCGUUAGAAAUUGAAAUUGAACAGGUUCGUAAAGAUAAUCAUGAAUACUUACAACUUUUGCAAGAUUUAUCUCACAUUAAUGUAUUUACUAAUCAUUUAUCUGAUGUCAAGAAACAGAUACAGCAAAAAUGUGACCGAAAACCGCAAGCUACACAAACCGAUGAUACAUUUGAUAAAAAAGAACCAAAUAAGUUUAACAACAGUCAAAAAAUUACAGCCCACAUCAAGCCACUUCAAAGCAACAAUAGGUCUUAUUCUCCUGGUAGUUUUAUUAAUUUAUCAUAUGAUAUGAGCGAAAAUGAUACCUUGACAAACAUUUCUACUGUUUUUGAAAUAUCUGAUCAAACUUACUUACAUAAAAAUCAAAAUGGGAGUUCUAGAAGAGCUUGGGAUAUAAAAUCUCCUUCUAGAGAUAAUCUUUCACCAAUACCAAAUAAUGAAAUCGAAUUUAAACAAGCAGCACCUCCAUAUCUACAAAAUGUAUUUUCUAGAUUGCGGAAUAAAAGUAUUGAUGAACACAAGCCUCCCCGAGCCCGUCCUACAACUUGGUAUGGUACUAACCAUUAUGAUGAAAACCUUUUAAAAGACAAUAGUUUAAAUUUAGAUGAAUAUGACUUUGAAAUUAACAGCAAAAAUAGUUGGCUGCGUAAUGGACGAAACACAAACGUAUAAAAGAUUGCGGUUAAACCAACAGCCAUAGCUUUAACAAACAGAGCUUGGUUCUUCUAGGUCCAAUAUAAAUAUUAAAUUACUUCCCUUAUUUGUUAUUCUGCUAUUUAAAGUUAACAAGUAUUGUAACAAUAAAUAGAUUUUAAAUUAUUUUAAUCACUUGUAUAAUAAUGUAUUUAGUACUUUUAUUUAAAAACAUUUUGAAAUAAA